Molecule: messenger RNA, 3275 nt
Organism: Crotalus tigris (Tiger rattlesnake)
Lineage: Eukaryota; Metazoa; Chordata; Lepidosauria; Squamata; Viperidae
Gene: LRRC28
Product: leucine rich repeat containing 28
Exons: 10
Coding region: 194-1297 (367 amino acids)
Molecular function (GO): protein binding
Source: RefSeq, a predicted model, not a curated record
CUUCCGUCUAAACCGGAAGUUGACGUUCAGGUGGUUACUAUGUGUAGGUAGGGGAUUGUUUUCUUUGGGCGAUCCGGGCUUUUCCCGCAGAGGGAGGAGAUUCCUCCUCCUUUUCCUCCGGCCGGGAAUCGCCGAAAUGAUCAUUUUUUGCCAUGAAUAGAGAUCUAAUAAGGUGGCUGAGCCAGUAUUUGCCAUGGCAUCUGAACUCUGUAAAACGAUAUCAGAAGCAAAGCUAGAAAGGCACAAGAAUUUAUUCUUGAACUAUCGAAAUCUUCAUCAUUUUCCUUUAGAAUUGCUGAAGGAUGAAGGUCUGCAGUACUUGGAGAGAUUAUAUAUGAAAAGAAAUUCCUUAACUACCUUGCCAGAAAACCUUGCCCAGAAACUUCCAAAUCUUGUCGAACUAUACCUGCAUUCAAAUAAUAUUGUUAUUGUUCCAGAAGCGAUUGGUUCUUUGGUUAAACUGCAGUUUCUGGACUUGAGUGAUAAUGCUCUCGAAAUUGUAUGCCCAGAGAUUGGGCAUUUGCGAUCUCUACGCCAUCUUCGAUUAGCUAAUAAUCAGCUAAAAUAUUUGCCAGCAGAGCUCGGAGACCUUAAAGAGCUGCAGACGCUGGAUGUCUCAGCCAAUCAUUUGAUAACCUUGCCUGAAAAACUGCACAGGUGCCACUCUCUGCAGUACCUCACUGCUGACCAGAAUCAUCUCUGGUACGUCCCUCGCCAUCUUUGCCAGCUUCCCAGUCUCAAUGAGUUGUCCAUGGCAGGAAAUCAGCUUGCUUACUUGCCUCUUGAUUUAGGUCGUUCCCGGGAACUGCAAUAUGUUUAUGUGGAUAACAACGCUCACCUUAAAGGUCUCCCUUCUUACCUUUACAACAAAGUCAUUGGCUGUAAUGGCUGUGGUUCUCCUCUUCAGAAAUCAGAGCUGCAGCUUCUGUCCUUUUCAUCGGGACAGUUGACGGUUUUCCUCCCGGCAGAGGUGAAGCUGAUAGGGACGGAACUGGACCACGUGCUCCCCUUGCAGGAGACGGCCAUGAGGACCUUAUAUAACACAUACUGCAAGUCUCUAAAAGAUUUGAAGUUCAUGACUCCGAUCUCAUUACCCAGAAGCCUCCUGGAUUUGCUGCACUGCCCUCUGGGACACUGCCACCGUUGCAGUCAGCCCAUGUUUACUAUUGUCUAUCCAAAGCUCUUUCCCUUAAGAGAGACACCAAUGGCUGGAUUACAUCAGGGGAGAACAAGAGUCAGUUUUGUGGCAUAUUGCUGCUCCACCCAGUGUCUGCAGACCUUUGACCUAUUGAGCUGAUAAAUACUUAAAGGUAUUCAGAAGUGGUGCCAGCUUCAAAGCAGCAUUAGACUGUGGCUCCUAACCAGACUGGAAUAUGUGAUUGCAUGUGCCAAAGGAGCUGGAGGCAUGCCCCAACUGGGAACUCGAAGAACCACUUGAGACCUGGGCUCUUAUUAAAUCUGGACAAAAGGCAGAAGUUUCUCGUGGAAACCAUCGUGAUUGUCCAGCUUUAGAAAAUGUUUAACACCUUCCUCCCCGAGCAGAAGAUCAAGCAAGCAAACAAUCAAAGACCCAGCUGGACACUUUCAAAACUUGUACUUCUGAUUCAAGUUGCAUUUUAUACUUCACUUGGGCUGCAUGGGCAAUCUCAGUUAGUGUGGGGUUUUUUUAAUGAUACCUUUGCAGUCCUUGUAACUUUUGCAAUUAUUUCCCUGCUUGAUUUCCUGUUACUGCUCUCUUGAGAAGCAGCCAUUUCAGGUAGCCAUUCAUUCAUGCUAGUGAGGUUUUUUUUCUUCCCUACUUUCCAUUAAGGAUCCAAUACAUUUUCUUUCUCUCCCCCCGUCCGAACUGAUGUUUUGAUAGUGACUUGAUUUUAAGUCAUGCUCAAGAAAUACCUUGCGCACAUUAUUUCUGCUCUGGGGACUGCUUCUUAGAAUUUUUGUACUUAAACAGCUCAGAAAUCUGCCACUUAACACUUUGGGGGGGGGUGGAAAGGGGGGGAGCUCAACUCCUAAAUGGUUUACAUAUUUGUUGUUAGCAUCCUUAUCAGCUGCAGUUGCUUGCAAGUUUGAUCUGUUGAAUUCUUUGUUCGUUCAUAGCUAGGAAUUUGAAAAGUUCAAAUAUUUUUUUAAAAAGUGGCAUGGUGUAGAAGGUUAGGAACAGAAGGUCAGGUGCAUGGCCAGGGUUAAUGAGAGCUCAUACAUGUUUUUGACGCCAGAAAGAAAUGCCCCCUUCCCUUUAUGAUUUCACCACCACCCCUGCAAGCUGUCUUAAAGAACAAUUCCAUUAAAUUCGGGUUAAAGAGCACGUAUUAUGAACAAUGGGGUUGGUAGAAUUCUGAAUAGUACAGCUACAAUGAAUGGUCCUUGAGAUGGGGCAUACCUGUGCCAUGUAAAGCAAUAUCUAAACAUAACAGCUAAAGGAAAACAUGAAUCCUUUCACCCGAAUUUUCUAAAGUACAGUAAAAAAAUACUGUAAAAUACAGUAAAAAUAUCUGCCUGCGCUUUGAAAUGGGUACCCUUCAAAAUUCAACCAUCUCUGUCGGUGACAAGUCACGUUCUUGUUAUAGCUACUCCGCAGGAGUGUCUAAGAAUUCUAUAGGUCUCUUCAGAGGUCCUCAACACUUCUGAAGACAGGAAAAGCAGAACAGUGAGAAAUUUGGCUGUCUCGCCCUUUGUAAGCCCUUUGUAACGUUCUACUCUCCUAGGAAGAGGGCAGAUUCUAAGCUAGGGACAGGCAACCUUGGCUCUUUUAUGACUGGGGGGGGGGGUUGAAGUCCUCGAGUCAUAAAAGAGCCAAGGUUGCCUGUCCCUGUUCUAGGCAUAUCAAAGUCAUUAGGCAAGCUUCCUCAAUCCAGAUGCCCCUCCGUGAGCAAAAUCCCCAUGUCGGAAAGAUAACCAGGUUGGGGGUUUCUGAAAUACGAAACAAAGGCUUGUAUAAUCAUCCUCAUUUCAUCUUUCCUUUUUUUUUUUUUUUUAGCAGAGUUGUUGCAUAGACACCCUUGUUUCUUAACUCACAGUUCUUGCUCUCCUUUUGGGGAGGAAAUGUGAGGACUGAAACUGCUGUUCCACCACUCCAGCCCUGGGACUUCAUAUCACCAAAUGCUGUAAUUAGCCUAAGUAGCUGUAAGGUUUCAUUCAUCCACCCGCCCACCCCCAUUCCAUUAAUCUCUGCAUUCCUAAUUUUAAAGCUAAAGUAGCCCCACUGUUUAGUUUGGCUGCCAUCACCGCUCUCUGUAAUUGCAGUCUUCCCAGAAUAAAACCAAGCCAAUCCAUCA